Aspergillus glaucus CBS 516.65 is the source of this 1730-nucleotide messenger RNA. RefSeq names its product putative DNA 3'-phosphatase Tpp1. Gene Ontology annotation, biological process: DNA repair. Bases 220 to 1539 code for a protein of 439 amino acids. NCBI's taxonomy places the organism in Eukaryota, Fungi, Ascomycota, Eurotiomycetes, Eurotiales, Aspergillaceae. The record is from RefSeq and is a predicted model, not a curated record. The transcript is spliced from 8 exons. Gene Ontology annotation, molecular function: double-stranded DNA binding; ATP-dependent polydeoxyribonucleotide 5'-hydroxyl-kinase activity; polynucleotide 3'-phosphatase activity.
CUGAAUACUACUAUCAUCGAACUCAUCUAGCUCAUCUACAGUGCAGAGUUGCUGUUUAUCAAUACCGUGAUGGGUAAUAUGGAAAGCAUGUGACCUCGUGAAGCUUAACCACGCGCGGCGCGUCUGAUUAUUCCGCCUCCACUCCGCAAGCUCCGUCGACCUGGUUCCUUUGCUUCAUUUUUUUCAUUAAGACUAACAAUUUACCAUAAUUAUUCGCAUAUGCUGAAAAUGGCGGGGACUAACGCCGCGAAGAGAGCGGCGUCCCCCACCCGCGCCAUCUCCCCACCCCCGCUGAAGAGAACCGCGGCGACAACGACGAAGACGACGAAGACGACAGUCACAAAGAAAUCAGCCGCCAACUUCUUCACCCCUGUCUCUCAAAAGAAGCCGGACUCCCUCGCCUGGCGGAUAGUCAACAACACCCUGAUUGUCGGAAAGUACUCGGGGCAGCAGCAGGAAUCGUCGGCCGAGAAGAAGCAGAAAAUCGCUGCAUUUGAUCUGGACUCUACUCUGAUCACGUCGGCGUCUGGGGCAACCUUUGCGAGAAGUCCAAAGGACUGGAAAUGGUGGAAUUCCUCGGUACCAUCUCGCGUUAGGGAACUAAACUCGGAGGGAUACCAAGUCGUCGUCGUCUCGAACCAGAAACAGAUCAGCUUGAAGAAAGGCGCUACGGAGUCGAAAAGCUACAACAACUUCAAAGAAAAGGUUACCGCCGUUUUAAACGAUCUGGAUGUCCCGUUGAGCGUCUACGCGGCGACUGAAAGUGAUGAGUACCGCAAGCCCCGGCUGGGAAUGUGGAGGGAGUUCCUUGAGGAUUACGAUUUGGAUGUGUCGGGGGUAGAUCUGAAGAGCUCGUUCUUCGUCGGGGAUGCCGCUGGCCGGCCGGGGGAUCACUCGCAGGUGGACAGGGGAUUUGCCGUGAACAUCGGGGUAGAUUUCAAGACACCAGAGGAAUUCUUCCUCAACCAGGCUCCGGAAGCGUUCGAGAAGACCUUUGAUCCUACUUCAUACCUACACACUGGUGAACAAGACCCUCCGCUUUUUACCCGUUUACAUCCUCUCGAGCUAGUCAUUUUCUGCGGCAGCCCUGGGGCUGGGAAGUCAACGUUCUACUGGAAUAAUCUCGAGCCGCUGGGAUACAAGCGUGUAAAUCAGGAUAUUCUCAAAUCUCGACCUAAAUGCCUCAAAGUCGCGCGAGAACAUCUGACUGAUGGGAAGUCUGUCGCUGUCGAUAAUACCAACGCCGACCCAGAAACACGGGCACACUGGACUUCUCUCGCAAAAGACCUCAAGAUCCCCAUCCGCUGCGUUCUGUUCCUCGCCUCCCCAGAGUUGUGCAAGCACAACAACGCCGCGCGUGCUGUAAAUCGCACCCUGAACCCCGAAUCUCGAACCUUCCUCCCCGGCAUCGCAUUCGGGGAUUUCGGCCGACGCUUCAAGGAGCCCUCGCUUGACGAGGGACUUAGUGAUAUCAUCCGAGUUGAAUUCCGGUUUCGUGGUGGGGACGAGGAGAAGAGGUUGUGGAGUCAGUAUUAUUAGUGAUUCUUCGUUUCGGUUUUAUUAUGCCUGGGGCAUGGGAAAAGUGUUGUUUUACGUGUUUGAUACCAAUAUGGACGCGCUUUAGAUGGAUGGUAUGUAAUUGUAUUACAUAAGACUAUUUACUUGAGGAAUAAAUGACAACAGAAGCGAAUCAAGUCUAUUAUACAGGACAUGGGUAUAUGCAGAUGAUA